ACCCUUCUCCUUCCUGAACAAAAGUUCAAUCUCACCCCCGAUCCAAACGCCGCCUUCCUUACGUAAGCGAACUUUUUUCCAGAACACCACAGCUAACCACCACACGCCUUGAGCUCACAUACCACGGGCAAUUAAUCCGCCCAACAUUCCACCACCGCCGUCAAGAUGUCAGGAGCAAGGCAUUGGGAGCAGGACAAAGAAGCGACGGUGUACGUCGGCAACAUCGACGAGCGCGUCACGGACAGUCUGGUGUGGGAGCUCAUGCUGCAGGCUGGUCGCAUCGUCAACGUGCAUCUCCCCAAAGACCGGGUGACGCAGUCGCAUCAGGGAUAUGGGUUUGUGGAGUUUAUCAGCGAGGAGGAUGCGGAGUACGCGGCGAGAGUUAUGAAUCAAGUGCGCUUGUAUGGGAAGCCAAUUCGUGUGAACAAGGCCUCAGCAGACAAACAAAAACCCCUCGACGUAGGCGCAAACCUCUUCCUCGGCAACCUCUCCCCCCACCUCGACGAACACUCCCUCUACGACACCUUCUCGCGCUUCGGCGCCCUCCUCGCCCCCCCCAAGAUCGCUCGCGACCCCACCACCGCCCUCUCAAAAGGCUAUGCAUUCCUCUCCUACGCCUCAUUCGACGCCGCCGACGACGCGGUGGCCAAUAUGCACGGCCAGACCUUGCUCGACCGCGCUAUAUCAGUUCAAUACGCGUAUAAGAAAGACGGCAAGGGAGAACGCCAUGGUGAUCCGGCGGAACGUAUGUUAGCCGCACAAGCAAAGGCGCAUGGUGUAUUACCUGAGGCGCCCCCGGCACAGGCGAUGAUUGGAAUGCCGCCGUCCGCACCACCGGCCCUCGCGCCGCCGCCGCCGCAGCAGCAGCAGCAUUUCGAUCCCCAACAGCAGCAGCAGAUGAUGCACCACGCACCACCACCUCACCGUGACCCGUACGCGCGCGGUCCGCCACAGGGCUUCCCGCCGCCACCACAGCGUGUUAACGCUCCCCUCCCUCCCCCACCAUCUGGACUACCGCAAAGGCCGCCGCCGAGUCGGGCGGGGUAUGGAGGGCCGGAGGGCUUUGGAGGGGCGCCGCCUGGGCCGCCACCGCCGGGUUUUGGGGGGGCGGGGGGGAUGCCGCCGGGUUUGGGGACACCGCCGGGUGCACCGCCACCUGGGUUUGGACCGCCUCCUGGGAUGGCACCGGGGAUGGGGGCGCCGCCGGGGAUGCCGCCUGGGUUUAGGAGGUAGAUUUAUUGUGAGGAGGGGUCUGGGAAGGGAACGGGAGGAGGGUGGGAGGGAGGAUGGGAGUUUAGGUGGGAUGUAUGGAGGGCAUGGAUGGCGUUCUUUGUUGAGGAGGAGUCUUGUAUACUAUGCAGCGUGUUUGCAUCGGAUUUAUUUCGCAGGGAUCGAUGAGAAAUUGGAGGGAAAGAAAGGGGGAGGGGGAUGUGUGGGAAUGUGGAUGAGCAGAUGGAUAGAUGGAAUGGGCAAACUGUUCACAUCAGCGUCGUGCUGUGUUGCGUGCCUGCGAAUCCCUUAAACCGCCACCGCCACCGCCACCGCCUCUAACCGACCUUCCAACCCCCCCCCCCAUUCUCCACCCUCCAGCCGCACUGCCAAUCCCGUCACGCCGCCGUCUCUGCUCUCCCAAUACUGUGGUUGUGUCGCUAGGUUCGUAGACCUGGGUUUCCAAUAACGUGGUCGUGCCGUGUUGGUAGCCGGAAUGAUCCUGGGAAUAUUGAACGGCGGGGAGUCUCUCCGGUUCCCCGUUUCCCAAUGCCAUAGACCAUGUCAAACUAGCUGUGCUAGGAUAACGGCCCCUUUGUCUUGGAGGAUACUGAAUGAACGAACCAGCGUCAGUUCGUCAAUCUAUCGCGUCGUUGGUGCCCUGGUUUGUGGGUUCCAAUGCCGUGGUCGAACGAGGGUUGACAGCCGGACGAUCAGGGGAUUUAUUGAACCAACGUCACGUCGUCCGCGCCCGUGGUCUCGGAUUAGCUAUGCUGGGUUGACAGCUCUUCUAACUUGAAACCCCCCCCCCGAUCUCGUAAUUAUUGAAGUCUAACCCCCCCUUUUGAGAAAGUACCGACCGGGAUAUACUCCCGGUGCUUAUCCAAUAUUCCCAAUUUGAGAAAUUCCCACCGGAGAUAGGUGGGUUGCGCCGUUGGUACCUGUUGUCGAUGUUUGGGCGAUAUGAGAAUCCUCUCCCCCCUCUCCCGGAGAUACCCCAGUGGAUAAGGGGUCCUGGGUGAGACAUACUACUCUCUCGUCUCGCGGCACCGGACCACAACUGCCAUCUAACGUCUACUCUACACGCGUUAAUUCAGCCCUGGAUCCGGCUCGGAGAACCGAGGGUUCUGUCACAAAAGCCCCUUCCCCGUCACGUAGCGCAAGCGGAGAUGGUGAGGCAGUGAGUGGAUAUCGACGAGAGGCGGGGAGAUGUGCGGUGCUCCCCGAGCCGUUGUAUGUCUGACGUCUGGGUAGCUCGCCACACCUCACGUGAACUCGGCCCAAUCAACUCGGUGGGCCUCAGUUUUUGCUCAGUAUCUAUCGGUAUAAAAUAGUUCUCUCGCUCAGCGGAGAAAGUGAGGGACUGGGUGGAUGGAAAGUGAGACACCCUACUCUCCCCUACCCACACCUAACGUCUCUGGGUACUCUCUCUCAUGAUAGCAGCUUG
Molecule: messenger RNA, 2656 nt
Organism: Pseudogymnoascus destructans
Lineage: Eukaryota; Fungi; Ascomycota; Leotiomycetes; Thelebolales; Thelebolaceae
Exons: 3
Coding region: 166-1233 (355 amino acids)
Biological process (GO): positive regulation of mRNA splicing, via spliceosome
Cellular component (GO): U12-type spliceosomal complex; nucleolus
Molecular function (GO): RNA binding
Source: RefSeq, a predicted model, not a curated record